Molecule: messenger RNA, 3003 nt
Organism: Populus euphratica (Euphrates poplar)
Lineage: Eukaryota; Viridiplantae; Streptophyta; Magnoliopsida; Malpighiales; Salicaceae
Gene: HIT1
Product: Membrane trafficking VPS53 family protein
Exons: 25
Coding region: 236-2698 (820 amino acids)
Biological process (GO): retrograde transport, endosome to Golgi
Cellular component (GO): GARP complex
Source: RefSeq, a predicted model, not a curated record
UUCAUGAAAAUGAAAUGUUAGAAAAUAAAAUAAAACAUACAGUAUAUACUUUAUUUUCCCAUUUGUCAAGAAAAAAUUGAACGUUUAACGGUUGAAGCAAAAACUGGAAGACAGACAGACAGACAGAGUCCAGUGAUCGAGAGGAAGAAGAAGAUCAUUCUUCCAAACGACAAGUCGUUUCUCUUCAGGUGAAUUUUGGCGACGUGAAGAAAUCUGGCGUUUGAUUUUGUCAAAGAUGGACAAGUCAAGUGCAUUGGAGUAUAUCAACCAGAUGUUUCCUACAGAGGCGUCUUUGUCUGGAGUUGAGCCGCUGAUGCAAAAGAUACAUAGUGAGAUUCGUCGCGUAGAUGCCGGAAUACUAGCCGCUGUUCGGCAACAGAGCAAUUCGAGAACAAAAGCGAAGGAAGAUCUUGCUGCUGCUACACAUGCUGUGGAGGAACUCAUGUACAAGAUUCGGGAAAUAAAAUCCAAAGCUGAGCAGAGUGAGACGAUGGUUCAGGAAAUAUGUCGUGACAUCAAGAAGUUGGAUUUUGCAAAGAAGCAUAUAACAACCACAAUUACAGCUCUGCAUCGUCUCACUAUGUUAGUGUCUGCUGUUGAGCAGCUUCAAGUGAUGGCUUCCAAACGGCAAUAUAAGGAGGCAGCUGCCCAGCUGGAGGCAGUAAAUCAAUUAUGCAGUCAUUUUGAAGCCUAUAGGGAUAUACCAAAGAUCACAGAGCUCAGGGAGAAGUUCAAAAAUAUUAAGCAACUACUCAAGUCACAUGUAUUUUCUGAUUUCUCAAGCUUAGGUACUGGAAAAGAAACAGAGGAAGCUAAUUUACUUCAGCAUUUAUCUGAUGCGUGCUUAGUUGUUGAUGCUUUAGAGCCAUCUGUGAGGGAAGAGUUGGUAAAUAAUUUUUGCAGCAGGGAGCUUACUUCCUAUGAACAGAUCUUUGAAGGAGCUGAACUAGCUAAGCUGGAUAAAACUGAACGAAGAUAUGCGUGGAUCAAGCGUCGGAUAAGAACAAAUGAGGAUACAUGGAAGAUCUUUCCUCCCUCAUGGCAUGUUCCUUACCGGCUCUGUAUCCAAUUCUGUAAGAAGACAAGGAAGCAACUGGAGGUGAUACUUGAUUAUCUCAAAGAGAAGCCUGAUGUUGGAACCUUGUUGAUGGCACUACAAAGAACUCGUGAAUUUGAGGAUGAAUUGGCCGAGAAAUUUGGAGGAGGCACUCGAAGUAGAGAGAUUGGAAAUGAGAUUGAAGAAAUUGGUAAAGAAAAUAAUGGUCAAAGCGUGUCAGAUAUUCGAAAGAAGUAUGAAAAAAAGUUUGCUGCAAACCAAGGGAGCGUGCCUGAAGAGAAGGAUGGAAAUAAAGAUUUGUCAGUGCCAGGAGCUGGGUUUAACUUCCAUGGGAUCAUAUCAUCUUGCUUUGAACCUCAUUUGAUAGUAUAUAUCGAACUGGAACAGAAAACACUGAUGGAGAAUCUGGAAAAACUUGUUCAGGAGGAAACAUGGGAUAUCGAGGAGGGUGGUCAGAAUAAUGUCUUAACAAGUAGCAUGCAGUUGUUUCUUAUAAUCAAGAGGAGUUUAAAGAGGUGUAGUAAUCUCACAAAGAACCAGACAUUAUUAAAUUUGUUCAAGGUAUUUGAAAGAGUUCUCAAAGCAUAUGCAGCAAAGCUAAAGGCAAGACUACCUAAGGGUGGUAUGGGGAUUGUUGCAGCAGCCACGGGUAUGGAUGGACAAAUAAAGACAUCUGACAGAGAUGAAAGGGUGAUUUGUCUCAUUGUCAAUUCAGCUGAAUACUGCCAAAUAACGUCCGGUGAACUGGCUGAAAGUGUAUCCAAGAUAAUCGAUCAUCAAUUAGCUACUGGAGUGGAUAUGUCAGCAGUUGAGGAAGAAUUUUCAGGGCUUAUUACAGAGGCAUUAAUGACCCUAGUGCAUGGCCUGGAAACUAAAUUUGAUGCUGAAAUGGCUGCAAUGACACGUGUUCCAUGGGCAACACUUGAAAGUGUUGGCGACCAAUCAGAGUAUGUGAAUGGCAUAAAUAUGAUCCUCUCAAGCAGCAUUCCGGCACUAGGAAGACUUCUUUCACCGAUACAUUUCCAGUACUUCUUGGACAAGCUUGCAUCAUCCCUUGGCCCACGCUUCUUUGCUAACAUUUUCAAAUGCAAGCAAAUAUCAGAAACUGGAGCCCAACAAAUGCUUCUAGAUACCCAAGCUGUCAAGACAAUUCUUCUGGAGGUUCCUUCCCUUGGUCGACAGACAUCAAGUGCUGCUAGCUAUUCGAAGUUUGUUAGCCGUGAGAUGAGUAAAGCUGAAGCACUUUUGAAGGUUAUACUCUCCCCAGUUGAUUCUGUAGCAGAUACAUAUAGGGCACUGCUACCAGAGGGAACACCAAUGGAGUUCCAGCGAAUUCUGGAGCUAAAGGGUCUUAAAAAAGCAGAUCAGCAGACUAUACUUGACGACUUCAACAAGCACAGCCCUGCAAUUGCUCAACCUUCAAUUGCACCAGCUGCCGCACCAGCUGCCCCCCCUGUUCCUGCAAGUCCUGCAAUUGCCAACUCUACAGCUGGAUUUAUUGCUUCCCGAGAAGAUGUACUUGCUAGAGCUGCUGCACUUGGACGUGGCGCUGCCACAACCGGUUUCAAACGGUUCCUUGCUCUAACUGAAGCAGCAAAAGACCGGAAGGAUGGCCCGUUUAGAAAACUCUUCAAUGCAUGAAAUUCACGCAAUAUUGUACGUGUACAUGAGGCGCUCGUUCAUCUUUCGUUUUUCUGUAAGUUCAUAGGUUUCAUCACUUUUUGGUCACAUAAUGAUGUCAACAACUACCUAUAAAUUUUGUGUACGAGAAAAGAGUCGGUUCUUCAGAAAAUCCCCCUCCAUUUGCCCCUUUCGGCUACAAGAGUAUAGGUAAAAGUUGAAGCCAAGCCAUAUUUUGCUUUUGCAUGAAUGGAUUACUUACAGCAUCUUUGUAGACUUCUGAAUUGAAAUUUGGAGGUUCUAAUAAAAUUUCAUUUUUAGAAUUA